Kalmanozyma brasiliensis GHG001 is the source of this 756-nucleotide messenger RNA. Its product is annotated as High mobility group box domain protein. The record is from RefSeq and is a predicted model, not a curated record. Bases 1 to 756 code for a protein of 251 amino acids. NCBI's taxonomy places the organism in Eukaryota, Fungi, Basidiomycota, Ustilaginomycetes, Ustilaginales. The transcript has 2 exons.
AUGAACGCCGCCAGCUUCGACCAGUACGGUCUGCUCACUCAUUCAGUGGCGAAUGCAUCGCAUCAGCACCACGCCGGAUCGCAUCAGCACCAGCACCAUCAACCAGCGCAUCAUCAGCAUGCCGCUUUCAACCCGGCUCUUGGCCACACAGGUCAGGGCGACGAUAUCUUUAUCGCUCGACAGAGUAUGUUCGACGCGGUGAGCCGGCUCUCUGCUCAGCUCCGCCACGCCGCCGACUCGUGCGAUGCUUUUGUCAAGGUGGUGGCACGACAGAACCCCAACGUGGCCGCGCUCGUGCUUGCACAGCAAGGCAACGUCUCUGCGGGUGGUGCUGCGGGCGUGCCAAGUACUUUCGACUUCCUCAGCAUCGCCAACGGCUCGCAUCAGAGCGUACCGACACCGGGCGCGGAUACGGCGGCCGCAGCUGCUACCGCCGGUGCCAAUGGCAAGACAGCUAAGAAGCUGAGCAAGCUGCAAAAGCGCAAGGAGAAGCGUCUGCGUGACCCGGAUGCGCCCAAGCGACCACCGAGCGCUUACCUGCUCUUCCAAAACGAAGUGCGACAGGAGAUCCGCAAGAAGCAUCCCGGUAUGCCGUACGCCGAAGUGCUAGGCAAGGUGUCCGAGGCUUGGAAGGCGCUCACGGACGAGCAGAGGCGCGUGUACCAGGACAAGACGACAGAGAACAUGGCGACAUGGAGCCAGCAGAAGAAGGACCACGAGGCCGAGAUGGCCGAGAGCGCACCGCUCGAGCAGUAA